This is a messenger RNA of Sphaerodactylus townsendi, 3247 nucleotides long. RefSeq names its product serine and arginine rich splicing factor 6 (gene SRSF6). The transcript is spliced from 6 exons. Gene Ontology annotation, molecular function: mRNA binding. The record is from RefSeq and is a predicted model, not a curated record. Gene Ontology annotation, biological process: alternative mRNA splicing, via spliceosome; mRNA splice site recognition. The coding region runs from base 117 to 1148 and encodes 343 amino acids. NCBI's taxonomy places the organism in Eukaryota, Metazoa, Chordata, Lepidosauria, Squamata, Sphaerodactylidae. Gene Ontology annotation, cellular component: cytoplasm; ribonucleoprotein complex; nucleus.
GCGAGGUCUGGGCGCCAUUGUGCUGCGGGACGGGCUGCGGCGGCGACUGACAGGUCGUUGUGGGGUCUCUGGUCUUCCUCUCCCUCUCCCCUCUCUCCUUUUCUAGGUACGCCGAGAUGCCGCGCGUCUAUAUCGGCCGCUUGAGCUACCAUGUGCGGGAAAAGGACAUCCAGCGCUUGUUCAGCGGCUACGGCCGCUUGCUCGAGGUCGAUCUGAAAAACGGCUACGGCUUUGUGGAGUUCGAGGAUUCCCGGGACGCGGACGACGCCGUUUACGAUCUGAACGGCAAAGACCUGUGCGGGGAGCGGGUGAUCGUGGAGCACGCCCGCGGCCCCCGCCGGGACAGAGACGGCUACAGCUACGGCAGCCGCAGUGGAGGAUAUAGCAGUCGACGAACAUCAGGAAGGGAUAAAUAUGGACCACCUGUUCGUACAGAAUUCAGAUUAAUUGUUGAAAAUCUUUCUAGUCGGUGCAGUUGGCAGGAUUUGAAAGAUUUCAUGAGAAAAGCUGGUGAGGUGACUUAUGCGGAUGCUCACAAAGAACGCUCAAAUGAAGGAGUAAUUGAGUUCCGUUCUUACUCUGACAUGAAGCGGGCACUAGAGAAAUUGGAUGGAACAGAAAUAAAUGGAAGAAAGAUCAAGCUGGUUGAGGACAAGCCACGAUCUAGCCAUAGACGAUCCUAUUCUGGCAGUAGAUCAAGGUCACGUUCAAGGAGGAGAUCACGCAGUAGGAGUCGUAGGAGCAGCCGCAGUAGAUCCCGUAGUGUUUCAAAAAGCAGGUCACGCUCAAAAUCUAGGUCUCGCAGCAAAGACCGCUCACGUUCCCGAUCUAAAAGUCGGAAAUCCAGAUCAAAGAGCAAGUCUAAGCAGAAAUCUAACCGAGAAUCCCAGUCCCGCAGCCAAUCCAAAGAGAAGUCUGAAAAGUCUCGCAGCAGAUCUAGGUCUGCAUCUCGAUCACCCAAAGAGAAUGGUAAAGGAGAGGCAAAGUCUAAAUCCAGGUCAAGGAGCAGAUCUCGUUCCAAUUCACCAUCACAGCACGAGCCUGCCAAGGAUCGGUCGGAGUCCCCACCGAAGAGAGCUGCAUCACGGUCGCAGUCGCGAUCUCAUUCGAAGUCUCGCUCACGUUCACGAUCCAGUUCACAAGAUUGAGACUAGAACUCUCCUCUCCCUUUGCACACAAUAAUGGAACACUUGUAUGCCAGGCCGUGAAUCUUUUUUAUGUUAGUAUUACGAAAGUUGGUCUGUUUGCUUGCAGGAAAAAAAAUGGCCUCAAAACCAAGUAAUAGGCAAAGGUAUGAAUUGUCUAAAAUUUCUCUGAAAAACAUGGUUUUACAAAAGUGACAAAGAGCAGGAAAGAUUUUUUUUUUUUUGUAGAAAUUAGGAUAGAUCUUUUGAGGUUUUCUAAUGUCCCAGCAGAAGUCUGUUGUAGAGUAGAAAACGAAUUUUGUAUAAAAACUUAGCGCAGAAGGCUCUUGGAAAGUAAAUGCUUCCUGAAUUUUCCAUCUAUAAAUUAUGAAUAAUAGUGUAAUGGUCUGUGGCUUCUAAAAGUACACAAACCCCAUUUUCAGCGAGUCAGAGUUACUUGUAAAAUUGAUUAAAAUUGAAGAGUUGAAUUGGAACACUUCACUGUGUUGUACCUUAAAUUACCAAAAAUAACUUUUUCCUCCUUUUUUACCUUGUGAUGAUUGAAAAGCUAAUAAAACGGUCUCCUCUGUCCUUCCGUGAUGCAGUAUUAACAAACAUCAUGUGUCAUUUUAACAAAUAGCAAAUCUAAAAUAAAUUUAAAAGCUAAAAAAAUUAAAACAAAACUCAAGGUGCCACAAAGUCCCCAUUGUCAUUUUGUUGAAUUCUUUAUGAUGCAACCUCUAAAAUUGUUAUCUAGCCUUUAUGACUUGUCUAAAAUUAGAACUGCUAUGGAGUAGCUUCCAGUCCCAAAGUCCUUCUUUGUAUGUAACAAAAAAGAGUUAGUUACCAUAUGUAACAAAAAAAAGUUUAGCAAAGCAUUAGAAUAGCCUUGUAAUCUUUAUACAGUAUGUAGUUUGACUUGUAUAAAAUUAAAUCAGUGACUCCAAUGUUUGUAUUGUAGUAUAGCUUUCUUCGUAAAAUACUGCGGAAGACCAAGUUCACCUUAGCUUGUGUUACUUGGGAAAGGAAAAUAGGAAAUUUUCCAAAUGCUGUUGGCCUUUAAUUCAUACUAUUGAUAAUUCACAAGACUUAGAAGCAAUGUGGAAGGAAAAACAGAAAGGAGAGGUUCUAUCUAGGCGCUGAUUUCAUCUUUCCUAUAUAUGCCUGUAGUUAAGUUUUGAAGGUAGGUGUUAGCUGCCACUACAUGAGCAGCAGGUAUGGCUAAAUGUUUAGAACAGGACCCAAGGCUUGAAGCAGUAGUCGUAAGUUCAGAGUGGUGUUGCUUUCACUGGGUUUUGUAGGACCCCAAGUGCUUUAUAACUUCUGUGACAGCAGAAGUUCGUGAGUGAUUGUGUGUUAGGAUAAUCAUAUCUGCCAAAACAUGAGAAUAUGUGCAGUUCAGGCAAAAAUUAACUUGAGAAUUAAUUGAUGGGUAAGCUGGUGACCAUUUACCUUGACAAAGAGCUUUGAGUCCGGCUCAUAUAAAUUAAUAAAGGUAGUUCACUGUAAUGCUGUCCUAGUGGGACAAUGGGAUCUUAUUCAAUCCAUGGGUAGUGCAGUGUAUGUGUUUGUUUCCUUCCCACAAUUCACUUUUGACUCCAGGCAAGAAUGCCUGGGAUUACAGUAGACUGUGUUCAUGGGUGCCUUCUGCUUCUAGUUCCUUGGAUAUCUCUCUCACAGUGCAGUCCUAAACAGAGCUACACCCUUGUAAGCCUUCUGAAGGCAUUAGGUCUAGAAGGGUGGAACUUUCUUUUGGAGUACACUGUAAGUUGUUCAACAGCAUUUGGUAAAUAUGGUCUCUGGAAGAGGCUAGGUUUGCAGUCUUUUAGCUUUUAAGCAAAUAUCAGAGAAGCCUAUGCCAUUAUUUUGAGUUUUGACAGCAUUUCUCAGUGCUACUUUGUACAUAUUUUUCCUUGCACAGUACAAUUUCAGGAGUAGAGACUGUUCUUAAUCACAGACAACCUUGAAGCCAGUUUUCAAAAUAGGUUAUUUCCUUGAUCUAGAAAAAAACCAACAUCUUGUUGGAUUGACAAUAAUACACUCUCCCGCAAAGUAAAUGACUUGCUUCUCUCGAUUCAUAUAGUUAAUCUUGACAGUAAAUAAAGGUUUUAUACUAAUCUCAA